Manihot esculenta (cassava) is the source of this 3253-nucleotide messenger RNA. RefSeq names its product pentatricopeptide repeat-containing protein At3g49740. Bases 257 to 2470 code for a protein of 737 amino acids. The record is from RefSeq and is a predicted model, not a curated record. Gene Ontology annotation, biological process: RNA modification. Lineage: Eukaryota; Viridiplantae; Streptophyta; Magnoliopsida; Malpighiales; Euphorbiaceae. Gene Ontology annotation, molecular function: RNA binding; protein binding. The transcript is spliced from 3 exons.
CUGUCUUACUUGCCCAAUUGCUUAAUUCACCUUUCUUCCACUUUCAUCCCCACAGGCUGGCGACGACGAGAACAACCUUCUUCGCCGGCGUAAAAUGACCUCCUCGGCUCAUUUUUCCUCAAAUUGUGGGGUUGCUCGGUCUCACCACUCUUGGACCGCGACAUUAUGCAUUGUGUUCAAUGGUAAUUGAAAACGAAAUGUUAUCUUCAUCACAAAAUAGUUUCAGUGAUGGCAGUUUAAUCAACUACGCCAACCCAUGAGAAAGUUCACUUGUUGCCAAAACUCUGUAACUGCCAUAACUGAAACUGCCAAAGUACUACAAGAACAGCAUCUACUCAUCAAACUUAAUCGCCAACUCGCAAGUCUUACGCACUCGAAUCAAUUCAACAUUGCACUUCAUCUGUUUCACAAAAUUCGCUCACUGUACCACCUCAAUCCAGACCAUUACACUCUCUCUACUACCCUCACUGCCUGUGCCAAUUUAUGCAACAUCUCAUUUGGUAACAAGCUCCACGCCCAUGCCAUUAAAUCCGGCCUCAAAAUUUAUUCUCAUGUUUCAAAUACCCUCCUUUUGCUAUAUGCAAAAGUGCAAGACAUUGUCUCAGUGAAGUGGGUUUUUGGUGAAAUUGAGAACCCAGAUGUGUUUUCUUAUACUACGCUGUUGUCGGCUUGUACCAAGAUGGGGCAUGUGGCCUAUGCAUGUGAGAUAUUUGAUGAAAUGCCGCAAAGAGAUUUGGCGGUAUGGAAUGCAAUGGUUACAGGGUGCAUGGAGAGUGGGAACAAAGAGAUUGGAUUUGGUCUGUUCAGAGAUAUGUGUAGAUUGGGUGUUAAACGUGAUAAUUAUAGCUUUGCUAGUGUUCUAAGUGGGUGCAACUUGAUCACUGUGGAUUUUGGUUUGCAGGUUCAUUCAUUAGCGAUUAAAACUGGACUUUUGGUUAGAAUUUCUGUUGUUAAUGCUUUGAUUACUAUGUAUUUUAAUAGAGAAAAUGUCGAGGAUGCUUGUUUGGCGUUUGAUGAGGUAGAAGAUUCAGCACAUGAUCAAAUUACUUACAAUGUGAUGAUUGAUGGUUUGGCGAGCAUGGGAAGAGUUGAAGAAGCCUUGAUGAUGUUUAGAAAAAUGCUAGGGAAAUAUCUUAGGCCUACUGAGUUUACUUUUGUAAGUUUGAUGAGCUCAUGCUUGCAUGCAGAAGUUGGGUAUCAAUUUCAUGCCCAAGCCAUCAAGCUCGGCUUUGAGGCUCAUACUUCCUUGAACAAUGCAACUAUAAGUAUGUAUUCUAUUUGUGGGGACUUGAGUACAGCUUGCACGGUUUUCCAGAGACUGGAAAGGAAGGAUAUUGUCUCAUGGAAUACGAUGAUAUCUAGCUAUGCACAAGGAAAUUUUGGUACAUCAGCAGUUUUGACCUACCUAGAGAUGCAGAGAAAUGGUAUUAGAGCUGAUGAGUUUACUUUUGGAAGCUUGUUGGCUAGCUCAGAGAUCAUAGAGACUGUGGAGAUGAUUCAUGCCCUUGUAUUUAGAAACAAUCUCAUUUCCAUCAUACAAGUUUCAAAUGCUUUAAUUUCUUCAUAUUCCAAGCAUGGGAAUAUGAAGCAGGCUUAUCAAAUAUUUUGUGACAUGUCCUAUACAAAUUUGAUCUCCUGGAAUACUAUUAUUUCUGGAUUCCUGUUAAAUAGGCUCGCAAUGCAAGGAUUGCAGCAGUUUUCUAAACUGAUGGUGUCUGAAUUUAGGCCAAAUGAAUAUACCCUCAGUAUUAUUUUAAGUAUUUGUGCAAGCGUAUUAGCUUUGAGACAAGGGAAACAGGUUCACAGUUAUAUUAUAAGAUUAGGAUUCAGUUUAGAAAGUUCUUCAGGUAAUGCCCUUAUUACCAUGUAUUCCAAAUGUGGGCUUUUGGAUUGGUCUUUAAGAGUAUUCAAUGCAAUGACUAAAAGAGAUUUAGUUUCAUGGAAUGCCUUGAUAUCUGCUUAUGCUCAGCAUGGGAAAGGAAAUGAAGCUGUGCACUGGUUUGAGACAAUGCAAGACUUGGUCCAACCAGAUGAAGCCACCUUUACAAUAAUUCUCUCUGCUUGUAGCCAUGCAGGUUUAGUUGAUGAUGGCAUUCGGAUUUUCAACUCCAUGGUUUCUAAGUAUGGCGUUGUUCCUGGGUUUGGUCACUUUUCUUGUAUUGUUGACCUUUUAGGUCGUGCUGGGCGUUUUGAUGAAGUGGAAAUAAUAAUGAAUGAUGAAAAUUUUGAACCUCAUCCUGACAUCUGGUGGACAUUGUUAAGCGCUUGUGCAGCUCGGGGUAAUUUAAAGCUAGGAAGAUUAGCAGCUGGGCUUCUUCUUGAAGCAGAACAAGAUAAUCCAUCAGUUUAUGUACUUUUGUCAAAUAUGUAUGCAGCUGCUGGUCAAUGGGAAGAAGCAGCUAAUGUAAGGCAAUUGAUGACUGACAGCAAGGUGAUGAAGCAAACUGGGUAUAGUUGGAUAAGCUCUUGAAAGCAAUAUGCACCUGGAGAUGUAAUUUACCAUAGUUAUGAGAAACAUUCUGAUCUUCCUUGAAAUAAUGAAAGCUUUGCUGAGGCUGAUGAACUCUUCUCCCAUCAUGGAAGUCCGAAUAGUCAUAGUAUGCUGCAAAUUCAAGGUUAUCAUGUUGCCGAGCUCUCUGUAGGCCUGCAGUCGUCCUCCCGUGCGGCCUGUCCUGCUCCAGCCCAGGUUGGCAGCCCCUCCCCCCGUGCCCAUCAAACCUCGCUGAGCUAUCCGUAGGUCUGCGGUCGUCCACCCCGCGGUCGGCCCAGCUCCAGCCCAGCUCUGCAGCACCACCACUGCAGCUGUCAACCUCGAUAAAGUGCUGGGCCCAUGCCACUUUCUCCCCAGCUGCCUGCCACGCCCCCGUUGGGCCCUGUCCUGCCUCCAUAUAUACUUUAUAAAUAAAAGAUAUUAUUAUGAAGUACAUAGUGAGGGCAAAGAAGUAAAGGCGAUUUUUAUAAAUAAAAAAAAAUUACAUGUGCAUAUAAAUAAGACUUAGAUAAACAGUAAUUCUACAAUGUGGGGGCAAAUUUAGAAAAAAACCAACUCUCUACGGUGGGGAAAUUUAAGCAAUUGAAGGGGGGGGGACUUAUAAAAUGCAAAACACUAAUAGGACUUAUACAAGUUAGUGAGGGUAGACCACUGGGUGGAUCCACCUCUGGGGUAAUUGAUUUAAAAUUCUCCUCAGUUCCACUGAUAUGCAAUAAUGCAUUUGUGCUAAUCUUGUUUUAAUUGAUUUUUUAUUAUAUAAAA